Molecule: messenger RNA, 517 nt
Organism: Manis javanica (Malayan pangolin)
Lineage: Eukaryota; Metazoa; Chordata; Mammalia; Pholidota; Manidae
Source: RefSeq, a predicted model, not a curated record
AUGAAAUUCUUCAUCAUCCUGCUGCUGGCCAGCUUAGCCUCCUCCUCUCUUGCUGUCCUGAAUGAACCAGAAGAUGAAAUCUACUUAGAGGCUCAGUUUAUAGAUGCUUCUGCCCAGAUUAUCCCCAGCAGCCUCCCUAGAAAAGACCAUGUCUCCAGUGAGGACAUUUCUAAGGAGCCUUCCAUCUCCAGAGAAGAGCUGGUUUCUGAAGAGGAUGUGAUCAAAUCUCCCAGGAUCCCAGAGAAUCGACAACCGGAUCUGCUUCACUCCGUGCUCCGGAAGGCCAGUUUCGGAAAUGCUGCCCUUCAGUUAGAAGAGACUACAGAACUCACUGCCAAGGCUGCAACCACCUCAGAGGGAAAACUGGCCAAGAUAGGCCAUAAAAUCGGAAAAAAUCUGGACAAAACAGUGAAAGAAACCAUGAACUAUCUGAAAAGCCUCCUCCCUCAUGCCUAUGAAGUCAUGAGGUCCUCAUGAUAAGGAUGCCCGUGGCCCACAGCACCCACACUCUGCUCAC